Acanthoscelides obtectus is the source of this 7478-nucleotide messenger RNA. The record is from the annotation of a GenBank genome assembly. Lineage: Eukaryota; Metazoa; Arthropoda; Insecta; Coleoptera; Chrysomelidae.
CGUCAAUGACAUUGGCUUUUAUUCAAAUGAAGUGUUUUCAAUAAUUCCUACAUAAAUAAAUAGAUAAAUUUAGAAUAUUAACAGAGUAGUGUAGUGAUGAAUGACCGCACACAUCAUCCAUGAUCUGCAAUUAUAAAAAAAAUCCAGACAAAUGCAGUCAAACGGUACUCUCCUCAGAUUAUUGUUAAUUUUCUGGUGGUUUAUUGUUUAUAACAAUUAACGGUGUCGGCUUAAGCUCCGUACUUUUAUGCUUUAUGAAGAAACUGACAAACCUCCUAGAAAUCAAUAAUCUCAUUUCACCCCCAUACUGAGCAUGUGCAACAUUUCACCCCCUAUGGUCUGCUACACCCCCUACACACAAGGAUCAAUGGGCCCUUUGAUCAAUAUGAAGAUAGCACGACACAUUUUUACUUUAUACACUAUCAUCACAGACAGGUUAUCAUCAUAAGUGUAAAAUGCAUUUCAAGAUUCGGAUCAGCAUUCAAGCAUAUAUUUCGUAAAUGUGAUACAGUUGUGAUUUAGGUUUUUUGUGGUGGCAGGUGGGAUAUUAAGGAAAUUGAAAAUGCAAACAUUAAGAAAGAAAACUAGUCCUUUAAAAUACAAAAAUGAAACAACUCGAUUCUUGGGAGAUGGGGUGAGCUUCAAGGCGAAACUGAUCGGUAUCUUGGAGGUGUCCGAAGCUCGAGGAGAUAGAAUGUGUCAAGAAGCUCUAGCUGACUUAAAAAUGGCGAUAAGGGCUGCUGGAGAGCAUAAGCAACGGAUUAUUAUCAAUGUUGCCAUCGAUGGACUGAGACUUAGGGACGAAAAAACUGGGGAUUCCCUCUACCAUCAUCCAGUCCACAAAAUUUCAUUCAUAGCCCAGGAUAUGACUGACUCGAGAGCUUUUGGUUAUAUAUUCGGUUCACCCGACACUGGACAUCGAUUUUUUGGGAUCAAAACUGACAAAGCAGCAAGUCAGGUAGUGAUAGCUAUGCGUGAUCUUUUCCAAGUAGUAUUUGCACUGAAAAAGAAAGAGAUAGAAAUUGCUAAGCAAAAUUUGGAAAAAAGUUGUUAUAUAGCCUCUUCACUUUUAUCUGAUGGAUCAAGUAGUAGUUCUAAGAUGCAAAAUGUACCCCAUGUAUCCAUAAAGUCCUCAUCCGAAUCAAAACACUGUUCUUCCUCAACCAACGAAGCCAAAGGCUCUGGGACAGCUGUAGCUGACUUAGUAGACUUAGAACUAGAACUUAAUAGCCUACAGCAAGGAUUAAAUCAAAUGGAAAGAAUCACACCUUCCGAUCCGUUUGGUUCCAAAGAAGAUCCUUUUGGUGAUAGCUUCACUAGCUAUCCAGCGAAACCAAUCCUGCCUCCACCACCUCCUUCAAACAGAGAGCGUUCCAGCCGCACCUCAGAAUCCAGCAGUAUUUUUAGUCCAAAACCCUCCCACAAAAGCAGCACAAGCACCAUAGAGCCCAGUUCAAUACGAGAGUUUACUUUUUCUCACGAAUUCGAGAGCUCUCACGAAGAACCCAGUAGCGGAGACUGGUUCGCACCUUCAGCUGGGAAUAGCAUAUUUGAGGAACCUUCACCUUUACCAGUGACUGAACCUACUAAAGAUGAAAAACAUGAACAGACCAAACAAGAAAUACUCAGCCAGUUUGAUGUUUUUACUGAAUUGGAUCCACUAGAACUGAAAAACCCCCCAAAGAAGGCUUUGAAAGAAUUAGCGUCCACCGCUACUGUUCAGGAAACUCCAUUGUUUCCCGCCACUUUUCCUUCUACACAGCCAACAAGUGGCGCUUCUGAUCCUAGUACUACCAGCGGAGUUUUUACAGUGGAUCCAUUUGGCGAGGAUCCGUUCGUGAAGGAAGACCCGUUUGCAGAUAGCGAUUUUUCGAAGCAAGAUCCGUUCGAGAGCGAAUUCGCUAGUUUCAAGUUGGAUAGCAUAGGAAAGAAGGACAAUAGUAUACAGAAUACACUUCCUAAAGAUCCUGUAGCAACAUACCAAAAGUCCCCUCUAGAAAAACAAACAUCGCUAUUCAGUACCUCUCCAAAAGGACCAAGUGUAUUCUCGCGGCAAGCUACUUUAGAAGACAAGAAUUACAGUAAACUCACUCAGCUCCACGAUAACCCUAGCUUGGACAUUUCUUCAGAGAGUGAGUGUGCUCCGGAGCCUCCACCAAGACCAUUCGUACAGAUCAAACCGCCUCCAUUGCCUCCCAAAAAGCAAACGGAAUUGGCCACUAAACCUCCUCCUCGACCACCUCAUGGUGAAGAGUCACCUUACGAUUUUAUCGAAAAAUAUGAAACCGCUCCUAGUAGUCUGGAAUUUGUAAAGAAUCCUGAAAAACGUCCUCCACUACCAGUUCCAGCAAGGAAAGCAAAGUUUGAGAGUGAUUUUAUUCCUGAAAGACCCAAAAAGCAAUUCAAUGUUUCAUCGAGUGAGGAGGAUUAUCUAACUCCUAUAUCAUUUCCUGAUAAAACCGCUCGGAUAAGUCCACCUCCUUCACAGAAAGAUGCCAAAAAAGCUGAUGGGGAAAAUAAGGAAGAGGAUAGUCUCAAAGGCCUCGACAUAACUCUGUCACAACUGACGCUUUCCGGAUUGAACGAACUGGCUCAAAAGCUGAAUAUCCCAGCAGGACAACUAAGCAAUAUGACUCUGGUACAGCUCACCGCUCUCCUAUCGGACUACAUAAAAACGGGAAGUACCGGUACAUCUGACAUAAAGUCAAACGAUACAACAACGAAUGACGAUAAGUUUCCUGCUUUCGAAGCAAAUUUUGCAGCGAACUUCAGUAACGGUGGCGGAUCUACGAUAAAUUCUUCGUUUGAUAGGUAUGCUGUGUUCAGGGAAUUAAUGCAGGAGGAAAUAAAACAAACAAAGAUAGACUCGGAACCCGAAGAAAUAUCGGAAAAUAAGGAGAAAAUAGAAACGGUGUCAGCCACUAUCAGCUUAGAAAUGAAGUCACUGCAACAACAAGAAUCGAUGACAGACAGAUAUGCAGCUUUGAGAGAAAUAGUUGACAUAGAACUGAAACAAUCUGGUUUAGGAGAGAAUAAACUAGAUGAUACAAAUGUACCGGAACAAGAUGUAGCUAUACAAAACGUAGUAAACCAAGACACCAACAAGGAGAGUGAAAUUAAUAUAAUUAACACAAAAAAAACUAUAGUAUCUGAUGAGAAAGCCAAAGCAAUAAUAUCACCAGUAAAAUCAAAUAUAAUAGAGUAUUCUGCUCCUUUAGAUAGCAAUGAAAAAUCUGUAACUAUAGAGAAAUCACCUGUGAAAUCGAGUAUACUGAAAAGUCCCCUUCCAAGUGCAGUUUCUGAAAUAGUACAGAAUAGUGCCAGAAUGACCUCAGGAUCGCUGUCUGAUGUGGUCAGCGGUAGUUCUCCGGAAGUUGACAAUACUGCCAGUAAUUCUGAUGCUGGGAAAAAGGCUAGUGAAACCACUGGUGAAUCAUGGGCAAUAUUCGACCAACCUGCGCUACCAACGACAAUAUUGCCAGACAAGGACAAACAAUCCCUUACUUCUCAAACACAUCAACUACAACAAACCACCCAGAGCGAGGAGGGAGCAUCGCCAUGGUCGAGCGAUUCCAAGGAGUUCGGGGAUGGAUCUCCCACCGAAUGGGGCGAGAAGGAAAGUGGGGGAUCGGAGGGGAGAUGGAGUGUAGAAGGAAGGAGGGGUAAGAGCAGAGGCAGGGGAGACCAGGAAGGGUGGUGGGAUACGUCGGCGGAACCUGAAGUCCAUCAGUAUCCAACCCGUAGAUCUACAACAGACAGCUACGACGACGACUAUCCCCCACCCCGUACACCAUACGACCAGCGGGCUCCUCGGAAACGCACUCGUCAACCGCCUCCCUGGCAAGAAGGGGCAGCAGGACAAGGAGGAGGCAUGGGAGAUACUAGGGGCGGUGGGGGACACUCCUCAAGCAGUAGAGAUGUUAGCCCCUGGGAGGAGGAACCUGCAAGGAGGUAUAGGCAACAUAGUGCAGGGACCACUGGAGGUAGAGGAGUGUACCAGAGGAGUAGGGGAGGUAGAGGAAGUAGGGAUAGCUGGGACGACGAUGACGAUUACGAAUAUGACGAGGAGCCUACAGCAGUUCGUUGCCACUGGUCAGACAGACACGGCCCUAGAAGUACAGAUAGAGAAAGUAGACAUAGUGGAGGUAGUAGAGAUCACGAUGAUUGGAGCGAUGAUAGAAGGCAUAGAAGGAGAAGAGGUGACACAAGAGAAAGAUGGUGCUGUCCCGAUUGGGAACAAGAAAAAUCGAGAUAUGCAGGUAGGUGGGCUGAACAAUCAAAAUGGCAUAGAGACGAACGUUAUUACGGUCAAGAAUCCCCUUGGGACGAGGAUGAGUACUCCAACGAUCCAGACGAAUCACCUCACUAUCUGUCUGCAAAGAAAAACUGGAAACAACGGCCGAGCAGUGCAACUGAAGUAGAGCGAAAGAUAGCUGAAGGUGCAAAAGGAAGACAUUAUAUGGGAACAGGUAGCAGUGACGGUGAACGAGAUAGACGGUACAAACCCACUCGUCGAUCUCGAAGUAGAGACAGCCAAUACAGUGAGCCCUCACAUAGGUAUAAGCCUGAGAUUGGAUCAUUAUCCAGAAGCCUGCACAGGAAACCUCACGGACAUCAGAAGACUACGCCAGACGACGAGUUCGUGAAGAAGACCGACCAGAAAGAUACUAAUAAGAAAUCAUUGAUGUUGGCUAGGAAAAAGCCUAAAGAUACCGCAUCAAAACUGGACGAAUCUCCUACGUGUGGCACUUUUCCUCGGAAAUCUUCAUCUAGGUCAAAAUCUCUGUUUGAAAACGACUUCGUCUCCCCAGAACCCGCCCGUAUGCAGCCCAAAUUUAAUUUUGACGACUUUGAGACUUCUGAGGCUGAGUCUCCGACGACUCUCACCAGGCCUUCGAAACCUACUUUGCGAACUCACUUUGAAAAAAGUGGAGGUGCUGAGAGGGAGUUUAAAGAGCAUCGAGGAGGAAUUUUGACGAAGGAAGAGAAACUAUCGCCACGAUAUCGAGAGGUUAAAAAUGAAUCGUUUUUUGAAGAUGAUUUUUCGCCGAACGAGAAAUCUGAACCGGUACCUGAAGACAGCAUAUCCAGUAUUAAAGAAGAAGUUGAUAGGGAAGAAGAAGAUGAAUUUAGUGACAGGAAUCACGAAAACGCUUCUAACGGCAGGAAGAAAUUCAUGUCAAAAAAUCGCCUUUCUAGCGCCAGUUCGAGAGCGGAUGUCAACCUCAAAAAGUCUGAAUCUGUAAAUAUUUUUGCCAGGGAGGAUGAUCCCUUCGACGAUGACUUUUUCUGCGAAGAAUCGAACGAGUUUCAAGAAGAAAAGCCUUCAUCUAGAAGCACAGAGCUUAGGUGGACUGAAAAUUUUGAUAAUUAAAGUAUCCCCUUAGGUAAUUAUAAUUCGAUGCGGUCUAAGUGGAGCAAGCGAGCGUUCGUCUUUUUCAUAUUCUCGUCAUCGUGUAUAUUCGAAUGUUUAUACGAACCAAUUUUAACUUAAUCCAAGUGGUAGCUAGUUCCCGUAACACUCGCUUACUCCAUGAGUGCUGCGAGCAGUGUCCAUUUAGAAGCGAAGUUGAAGAUGCAGUGUUUGAAGAAAUGUAAUAAUAACCUCCGGUUCAUUGAGCAACAUUUUUAAGCCGAAAGUUGAAUCUCCAUGUUUGUAAAGUCUGGUUUUAUUGAUGCAAGUUAUUCAACGGGGUAUUUAAAACAUGGACGAAUAAAAUGGGUAUACCAAUUUUUGUGCGAAAACUUUUUAUUUGACAACAAAGAAUGAGAAAACGUGUUUUUUGGGAUUCAAUCGAAUGUGUUGGCAGGAACGAAAAAACUCUUCAAACAAGAUUUUUAAGUAUUUAUGAGACCUACAAAAUGAGACCACACGUAAAAAGAUCCAACUAAUAGCAAAAACCUAAUGGACAAAACACGAGGCAAAAUGCAGAUUUUGGCACUUGUUGGUAAUGCAACGAUAAUUUCACGCAACUUCUUGAAAUUCUUCAAAUCCGUAGGAUUUGUACUUCAUAUCGGCAAGGUAAACUUGUGCAUUUUGCUAUUAAAUGCCCUUUGAACGAACCCUGUAUAUUACUCAAUAAACUAGUAAUGAUGGCCGAAAAACUAGUGUUUUGAACAAUUAAAGAUUUUCAAAAACUACUAGACCAAUCUAUUCCAAUUUUGUUGUGGUUAUUUAGAAAUAUGAAUCCUACGAGUUUGUAGAAUUUCAAGUAUAUGUGUGAAACUAUCGUCGCAUUACCAACAAGUGCCAACACCUGCAUUUUGCCUCGUUUUCAGCCAUAUUUUUGCUAUUAGUCGGAUCUUUUUACGUGUGAUUUCAUUCUGUAGGUCUCAUAAAUACCUAAAAAUCUUAUUUGAAGAGUUGUUUCGUUUCUGCCAACACUUACGAUUGAAUCACAAAAAACAAGUUUUCUCAUUCUUUGUUGUCUAAUAGAAAGUUUUCCCACAAAAAUUGGUGUACCCAUUUUAUGCGUCCAUGAUUUAAAUACCCCCUUCAACAAUUUGCAUCAAUAAAACCAGACUUUUCAAAUAUUUUUGGCUAAUAUGGUUAGACUAUAUAAUCAGAUUAAAAUAUCUUGUCUUCAAGGUGACCGAAACGUCAGUAAAUCUUUGAAUUACACAACUGUGGUUUUGAUUUGACGUAAAACAUGGAGAUUCAUCGGCGAGACAGACACAGGAUAUGUUUCAGAAGUAACGUUAUGUUAAAAGUUGUUUUUCCAAAAAAUAUUAUUAGGGCAUGUGAUUUUGAUACUAACAGUAUAAAAUGCAAUGAAAAGGGUGCCCUGAACGUUUAGGUGAACAUUUCUCCAAGCUCUUCAUUAAAGCCUCCUUUAAGGUGAUUUGUGAGAAUGUUCUUGUUAAAUAUCGACCAGUGUUGAGAUAGAGAAUGGUUUAUGAGAAUAUGGUUGGCGUAUUGAUAUAUAAUUUUUAGACUGAAGUAUGGUCAGUGAUUGUCAAUUUUUUGUACAUAUUUAUUUAUUUAAAUUAUUGUCUAUAUGCUUUCGCCUUUGUUCAGUGAGAAUGAUUAAGAUGUUAUUGUUAAGAAUCUCAUUCAUAUUUACUAACAAAUUACAAUUUUAAUUGUGAUCAUGUGAAAGCUGUUCAAAAUUAAGGUAUAUAAUAUUUUACACCAACAUUGAUAUUAGAUUUCAUAACAAUGUAUUGAUCUCACUUUAAAAUGAUUCAUCGAAAUCUCUAUUACCCCUGAAAAUUAUAAGUGUGUAGAAUAUUCUUGCUAUACUUUGAAAUUAUGGAAAUUGUAGGAAUUUGAAUAAAUUUUUCAUCAGGCAUUUUGUACAAUUUAAAUGUAUUUUUCAAAGAAAAUAUUUAGUUACUUCAUAAAACAUCCGAGAAUUGUGGCAAAGAUAUAAUUUUAUUGUAAUUUGUAUAUAUGUCAUAAUGUCAAUGUUGGCCUUCUGUUUUCAUAGUUUUCAAAAUAUAGUCACUGAAUAUUGAUGAGAUGAUUUCUGUUGUGC